Trematosphaeria pertusa is the source of this 1176-nucleotide messenger RNA. RefSeq lists its product as uncharacterized. The record is from RefSeq and is a predicted model, not a curated record. Gene Ontology annotation, biological process: protein acetylation. The transcript has 2 exons. Bases 111 to 899 code for a protein of 262 amino acids. Gene Ontology annotation, molecular function: N-acetyltransferase activity. NCBI's taxonomy places the organism in Eukaryota, Fungi, Ascomycota, Dothideomycetes, Pleosporales, Trematosphaeriaceae.
UCUUCUUUAGGCUUGACUCGGCUUAAAUACUCCGGAGAGCACUAGGACCAACAAUUCGCCGUACCAAUACCCAGCCUAAAAUUUCUCGGAAGCUGUACCAACGCCCAAAAAUGAAGCUGAACGAGCACGAAGCGCUACUCACCUCAAAGGUCUUACUGGUCCCCUACAGCGGACACCACGUGCCGACCUACCACGAAUGGAUGCAAGACGAGUCCCUGCAGCAAGCAACCGCCUCAGAACCGCUCACGCUCGCCGAAGAAUACGCCAUGCAGAAGUCCUGGCGCACGGACGCUGACAAGCUGACUUUCAUCGUGUGCACGCCGCCAUCGGCACCAAACCACAUCAACCACUCCGAGAUCCUUGUCAAGGACGCGCACCCCAAAGUCACUCCAGGAAAGGACGACGCACCAGAAACCAUGAUCGGCGACGUGAAUCUCUUUCUGAACGCAGACGACGACAGAGAGGAGGAACACGCCCACUGGCGACUCAUCCACGAGGGAACGAAGAAAACUAUCCAAGAGGGGAAGAUGCAUGGUGUCGUUGGCGAAGUAGAGAUCAUGAUUGCUCGGAAAGACUGCCAAGGCAAAGGACUAGGAAGAGAGACCCUGCUAGCUUUCCUGUGGUACAUCUUGACUUCCUUCAGCGGCAUCAUGAACGAGUACCACAUCGCGCAUGGAAAUGGCAAGACAGGCAGCUAUCUCAAUUACCUGCGGGUUAAGAUCGACAGUGGGAACGCGAGAAGCAUCAAGUUGUUUGAGAGCGUGGGUUUCAAGAAGGUAUCAGAGAAGCCAAACUACUUCGGAGAAUUGGAGCUAAGGUGGCAGGUUCGGCUCAUGUCUUUGAGCGAGAUUGAGAGACAGAUGGGCACGGUGCCCCACAGGAUAGCGUAUAAGCCAUAAGCCGCGGAGUGCAGAAUAGACCAUUCUGCUACCAAGAUAUCAUUACUGUACAUGACGGGUUCUUUUCAUCGUGCGUGCCGUCAUUGUCUUCCAAGCGCGCGACCUGGAGAUACCCUUCUCUACAACUUCUGGUACUCCAGCUUGCCCUCCAGCUUCUUCGACUCGGCCAUCUUGCGCACCGCCUUGUUGAAGUCGUCCUGGUUGAUGGCGUCCCUGUAGUCCUUGAUGGCGAAUAGACCGCUGCGUCCUAUUAGCUUCAGGUAUCGCGAACUAGCGA